AGGGUCAGGCGAUGGAUUGAUGUAUGAUACCGGUAUGAUACUGUACGGUAGCUCCGCCUCUUCCCCCCGUCCAGCUCCACCACCCGCGAGCAACACAACGGCCUACCGACAGGGGCUAUGGGUGCACCCAUCGGAGUUGUCUAAUGAAGCCCUCACAACCGGAACGACAGCAGAAACCAUCCACCACUGCGGGUUGAGCGCCACAGAACCCCGCUUGAUGACUCCAAGAACGUGAUGGUGGCCUGGCGGGGGAUCGCUUAUCACCCCGGAUUCUGACUCCUUCUCCUUCGCUGAUCCAUAGAGAGUUCCCGUCGGGUUCGGCGAUGGGGCAGCAAGGCAUGAUGCCAGAUGGCUGCUCCUAUACUCGAGUAGAGUAGAACCACCAUCAAUCACCCUACCUCUCCAGAUGCCUUGUCCGCACCAACCAGUUUUUCUUUUUCUUUUCCUCCCUCUCUCCAGUGGGGCAAAACAUAUUGUGCCGGUUAGCUGACUCCACCAAUGAUUGCACAACUACCGGUAGAGGGCCAAGAAAUCUGUUAUCACAAAAGGAAAAAAGUCUGUGCUUCAUCUCACUACUGCCCUCGAGUGCGGUUCUCAUUGCAUUUGCAUCCGGCUAAAGCAACGCUGCAGCAAAGGGGGAUGGACAGGAAUACGGUAAUAGAAGGGCAUAAAAGCACCGAAUUACAGCGGCAGCGACAGCAAAGCAGAGGAUCACCCCACAAGAUGCUUGUGCCUGCGCAAGCGCCUAUACUCGAGCGCCGAAAUGUAACAUCUCGCAAUAUUUAAACCUCGAACAUGCUAUUCAUGAUUAGGGUAUACCCCUUAGAAUCUGCGUUUCAGGUCCCAGACUGCGUUCCCCCGUGCCUUUCAGCUCUACAGUCCCUCCCACCGGAACAGAAUAAACAAGAAAGCUAAUCCCCGAAAACUUUCGGGAAUUCCCAACCGAGCUCUCGAUCGCCACCAUGAAGGUUGCAUUUUACAGCUCAAAGAAGGUGAGCCCACCACUUCUUUUUUGUUAGCGACUCCGUUUAAUGACUGCACAUCUCACCUGCCCACUUCGGCGCCCUCCACGCGGGUUGGUUAACAGGUUGGUUGGGUGGCAACCUAACCCCGCCAUCUUCUAUCGAUAAGCUUGUUUCCCCCUUUUGAAUGAACGGAAGCGGGUCUAACUCGUUCUUCACAACAGUACGACAUCGAUUCAUUUGGCGACGCAAACGGCAACACCGGCAUCGAGUUAAACUUUUUGGAAAGCCGGCUCGAAAAGUCCACUGUUCCACUGGCCGCCGGUCAUGAUGCCGUUUGCAUCUUUGUCAAUGACUAUUGCGACGCAGAUGUACUGGAGGGCCUGGCAAAUCUAGGAGUGGUAUGCUCGAGAAGCGCUAUAUAUUCGAUCCCGUUACCCGUAAGACAAAUCAUGUCUAACGUGCCUUCUAUUGUGUUCUAGAAAUACGUUGCUCUUCGCUGUGCAGGGUUCAAUAAUGUUGACCUGCAAGCUGCUGAGCGUCUUGGGGUAGAGGUCUCCCGAGUGCCUGCAUACUCCCCCGAAGCGGUCGCCGAGUUCGCCGUUGGAAUGAUCAUGACCAUUGUGCGCAAAUACCACAAAGCGUACAGUCGAGUCCGUGAGGGAAACUUCCUUUUGGAUGGACUCCUUGGUUUCAACCUUUUUCAGAAGACAAUUGGUAUAAUCGGCACGGGCAAGAUCGGACUGCUCACCGGCAAAAUCCUCGCAAAAGGCUUUGGGUGCAACGUUAUUGCAUACGAUCUCUACCCUUCCAAACAGGCCGACGAGUGUGGAAUUCGCUACGUUGAUACGUUGGAAGAGCUUCUUCGGCAGUCCGAUAUUGUUAGCCUACAUUGCCCUCUUACCGAUGGCACAAAGUACAUGAUCAACGAUACCACGCUUGGCCAGAUGAAGAAGGGUGUCAUUUUGAUCAACACCUCUCGUGGCGCAUUGAUUGAUACCGCUGCCCUCAUAAAGUGAGCAUGCCCCCUGCUAUGUUAACGGGGUUUCCAUGUCCGCCACUUAAUGACAAUAUCAUUACCACAGCGCCCUGAAGUCAGGUCAUCUCGGAGCGGUUGGCCUCGAUGUCUACGAAAAAGAGUCCGCCUACUUUUUCGCAGACUCGAGCGCUAAAAUCAUCUACGACGAUAACUUUGCUCGCCUGCUUUCCUUCUACAACGUGUUUGUCAGGUAAUCAACACUCCAAACUGUUGAUGCCCAAUACAAUUCUAAUAAAUCAAACAGCGGGCACCAGGCUUUCCUGACCGUGGAAGCCUUGAAGAAAAUCGCCGACACAACGCUCCAAAAUCUCCAGGACCGUGCCAACGGCAAAAGGUCUCCCAACCUUGUGGAGAGAAAGUGAACCGAUUAUUUGAUUUCCUUUGAAAUUUUCUGUAUCCUUUUCUCCCUCCCUCUCCUACUUCCGCUCCUUUUGCCGCAAUGCGAGGCAGAUGUCUCUGAUUAGGGAUAUCCGGAACCGGUUCCCUAGGGUUUCUUUUCUCCAAGGAAGCACGGAUACCGUCAUAAAUCGAUAGGACAUAUGCUUAGCAUUUUAAAUCCCAUAUAAAAGUUCUAUUUGCGGCCAAGAGUAGGCCCUGUGCUACGAGAGGCGAGGUAUCUCGCCCUUCAUCAAUUUAUGCGUGUGUAUACCUCUUCAACCUGACAAUCCUUGGACCAGCAAGCCCAACCGUAACACAACCGCCGCCGCAAAUCCUACAAGUUAUAGGAGGUUUAACCAAUUAAGCACCUCACAAUCUAUCUCUAUACCCGCAAAGGUUCGUAAUCAUAACUUCGGCUCUUGGUUACAGGCACCCACUAUAACCACGCUACGCUUUCUCUGCAAGCAUGCAGAAAGGGUAUGGAACCACCGCAUGAGCGCUGUAAGGCACAAGGCCUGGAAACAUGCGAAAGGCCCGUCAGAAAGACUGCGGGAGAACUAUACCCAGAGCACAGCUACGGGUAAACCAAAGUCGAACAUCGCUCCUAGAAAAAAAAUUCUCAAAAUCAUCUAGGAACACCUAGCUCU
Molecule: messenger RNA, 3026 nt
Organism: Tuber aestivum (summer truffle)
Lineage: Eukaryota; Fungi; Ascomycota; Pezizomycetes; Pezizales; Tuberaceae
Source: the annotation of a GenBank genome assembly